AUGGCUUGCUUGGACACGUACAAGAGGUCAGAUCAGAAGGGACAGUACCCUCCGAUGAGCCCAAGACUGUCCUUUUCCAACGACUUCGUCGAAUCAUCUCACCAUCCCUCCCCCACCAACACCGCCAAUAAUAUUCAGGACCAAAACAUCCCUCCAAAUAUUUCGGCGCCCUCCGACGACUUCGAAUUCUCUGCAAAUCCCAGUAAUCACACGGCCAUGACCGCCGCCGACCAGCUCUUCUUCAAAGGAAAAUUGUUGCCCACUCUCAGAGAUGAGCUUCUCCUCAACGACGACGACGACGACGACGCUGCUGUACCACCGAAAGGCCUACCGAGAUGGAAAGAGUUUCUGAGCCUGAAGAGAUCAGUUGUUGAUGGGCGCUGCACUGCCACCGACAACAACAACGGCAACCAGCAAGGCAAAAUCCCUAAGUUGACCCUCCACGAUAACACCUCCUCGCAUCUUCCCAUGACUUCCUAG
Molecule: messenger RNA, 480 nt
Organism: Benincasa hispida (wax gourd)
Lineage: Eukaryota; Viridiplantae; Streptophyta; Magnoliopsida; Cucurbitales; Cucurbitaceae
Source: RefSeq, a predicted model, not a curated record